CGCACUGCAAGUCUCGCCGUAAUUCUCACCGAGUCCAGUCUAGAAGAGCGACGACAAAGAAUGCUAAAGGAGCAGGACCCGAUGAUCGAGCUCCUGCGGGAGUGGAUCAUGUCGCCUGUGGGCGACCAACAAGAGCUGCGCGUGUCGGUUCUGGAGGUCUUCAGCUACAUGAGCGAGCUCAUGUCCGAGCAUGCAAAGAAUCCCGAGCGUAGCCGCCUCAAGAAGUUUUUGCCCCACCUCAAGAAGAUUUUCCUUCCAUUGGACCUCACACGGGCCGCGCUCGAGUACGACGCCAGCACGCACUUCCUGGCGCGCAAGCGAGUGCCGCCCACCUUCAAGGAGGUGCGUCACAUCCUCAACCUGGCGACUACCAACGCUAUCGCUGGGAAGCUAAAACUCGUGACUUUCGACGCCGAUGACACCAUCUACGAAGACGGUGGCACUAUCAGCAAAAGCUCGAGGAUGGUGCAGGUCAUCGUGGAGUUGCUACGUCGAGGCAUCGUCGUGUCCCUCGUCACAGCGGCCGGAUAUCCAGGCAAUCCUGGCCGGUACGAAGAGCGCUUGCGAGGUAUUUUGGAUGCGCUUGAAGACGUGACCAUGCAAGAGCGAGCGCGGUUUCUGGUUAUGGGUGGCGAGUGCAAUUAUCUAUUCGAGACUCACACCGACAAGACGACAGGCGCUGUGGGACUGCGUGAGAUCGAUGGAGCAGUCUGGAAGGACGGACGCGGAGAACGCUGGCCAGAGGACAAAGUGACAGCGCUACUGGACGCAGCGGAAGUUGUACUUACGAGAACAGUUAAGGAACUGCAUUUGUCAGCUAGAAUCCUGCGGAAAGAGCGCGCGAUCGGCAUCAUCAACACGUCGGAGAAGCGGAUUCUGUACGAGAACCUGGAGGAGAUCAGUCUCACGCUGCAGCACGAGUUGCGGCACUUCAGCGUCCCGUUCUGUGCCUUUAACGGUGGUAACGACGUGUGGGUGGACAUUGGACACAAGGCGCUGGGCAUCCAGGCCUUGCAGAAGUACGUGUUUCGCUUCUUACCCGAGGAAGUUCGCGACAGUGAAGAGCUGCGUAACAUCCAGGGCCAAGAGUGUCUCCAUGUAGGCGAUCGCUUCACGAGAACAGGCAACGACACUCGAUCACGAGAUGCCGCCACAACCAUCUGGAUCUCCAACCCGCAGGAGACUGUCCACAUUAUGACCAUUCUCCUGCGGACAAUUGACCUCGUGAGGGAGCAGAAGAGAGAGCGCAGAGUGGAGAGAGAGAAGGACAAGAAAGCCAAGGCAGCGGCUGCAACCACCAGAACACCAAGCGAUGACGGCAGCGACGCCACAAGUGACGCAAACAUCUCUAGCGACGGAGAGAGCAGCAGUGGCAGUGGCGACGAGCGAGAGACCACAGUCAAGGCAGCUAUCCAGGCCGCUACCACAGCUUCACUGGAAGAGAAAAAUACCUGAGGCGGCGG
Phytophthora infestans T30-4 is the source of this 1463-nucleotide messenger RNA. Its product is annotated as IMP-specific 5'-nucleotidase, putative. Gene Ontology annotation, biological process: nucleotide metabolic process; nicotinic acid riboside biosynthetic process; inosine salvage. Bases 61 to 1455 code for a protein of 464 amino acids. Lineage: Eukaryota; Oomycota; Peronosporomycetes; Peronosporales; Peronosporaceae. The record is from RefSeq and is a predicted model, not a curated record. The transcript has a single exon. Gene Ontology annotation, molecular function: magnesium ion binding.